UCAUAAAUUUUUAAACAAAAUUCUAUAAUGGCUAAAGAAUCCAAUCUUUUUAGCUUAUUUUUUGUGCUUCUAAUAGUUUUGGCUGGAAUAUCCACAGCAGAAGCACGACCAUUAAACAUGUUGGAAUUGGACAAAGGUUUGUUUGAUGGGUUGUGUCUUGGUGCAAUCAAACAAUCGGGUCCGAGCCCUGGGGUUGGAAACAAGUUCACGGAUUCUCGUAGUUUUGGUGCCAUUAAGCAUGAUGGUCCUAGCCCUGGCCAAGGACAUUAAUUUGUCUAUUUUUUAGUUGUUUCACUUUCAAUUCAAUUACUUCUCCGAGCGAGACAUUUUUUGUUCUUUUGCUGUUUUAUUAAGUUUUUUUAGGCCGUGCUUAGCUGCAAAUUUUAGAAUUUUGUGAUACCUUCGUAAUAGUUAAAUCAGAUCAU
This is a messenger RNA of Mercurialis annua (annual mercury), 425 nucleotides long. Its product is annotated as PAMP-induced secreted peptide 2. The record is from RefSeq and is a predicted model, not a curated record. The coding region runs from base 28 to 270 and encodes 80 amino acids. NCBI's taxonomy places the organism in Eukaryota, Viridiplantae, Streptophyta, Magnoliopsida, Malpighiales, Euphorbiaceae. Gene Ontology annotation, biological process: regulation of developmental process; innate immune response. The transcript has a single exon.